Messenger RNA from Owenia fusiformis, 14188 nucleotides. The record is from the annotation of a GenBank genome assembly. Lineage: Eukaryota; Metazoa; Annelida; Polychaeta; Sabellida; Oweniidae.
GCAUCUUUGGACGCCAUAUUGCAUCUUAGCAAGUGCGCGCAAAAAUAUUAACAAUUUACGUAUUUAGUUCAUAAAUGUAAUGAGUAUAUCACAGCAUUAUGAUGUUAAGUGACAGUUAACACAAUUGGGAGUAUCUACACCGAGAUUUGAACUGUGUUUUCCUUAUUUUGUGAGGAUAUUUAACGAUUUGAAACAAGAGCGACUGAUUUUGAAUUUUUAAAAAAUGGCUUUUGUGGUGGAUGUAAAAGAACUCGAUUUGGGGGACACCCGCGUCGAGUUUAUAGCUGAAUAUGUCCUCAAAACAUUGCGCAUUAAAGGUGACAAGUUCUCCAAAAUGUACAGCUUAGAUGAGAAUAAACAGAUGUUCUUUGACUUCUUCGAAAAGAAUGAUAUUCACAUUUUGAUUGUCAUCGCAAAUUCUGCAGGAAUGUUAUCAAUUCAACAUGAAUGGCCGCAGCAAGUAAAAUCAAAAGCAUGCUAUUUUGUCAAAAAAGAGGCUGCUCUUGGAAAAGAUGCAAACUACAGAACUGCUAUGAUGUAUGGUGAUCUUGCAUACUCACCCAUGGAUCAGCUUGCAGCGCUUACAGAUGAGGUUUUAGUUCCACUGUUGUCAAAUGAGAGAAAUCAUGAGCAAUGGCCUAAUGUUGUAUCAGCAGAUGUAUUACGCCAUGUACAUAACUUGAAGAGCAGCGUCUAUGUUGUUGCAGGACAAGUGAAGGGGAAAACUUUAUUACCUCUACCUGUUGGUACAGAGAAAGUGGAAGAAGUAGCUGAAAAGGAAGAUACAUGUGACAGAAACUUGGUGCAUGCAAUUGAAUCAGUCAUUAUUGAUUGGACCCACCAGAUAAGAGAUGUCCUCAAGAGAGACUCUGCUCAGCCACUCCUUGAGGGACUUAAUCCAUCACCCUUUGUAGAGUUGAACUUCUGGAAAGCAAAGGCUCAGAAUCUUGAAUGCAUUUAUGAUCAGUUACGAGAUCCCAAAGUGCGUAAAAUGGCUGAACUUUUGGAGAGAACACAGAGCAGCUACUUCCCAUCCUUUAAGAACAUCUUCAGAGAUGUGGUUGCAGCUCUUGCUGAGGCACAAGACAUCAACAUGUUCUUGAAGCCACUUCGUGAUCAGCUAGAUGAUGUAGAGAAUGCAGAGUUUGAUGAAUCAGCAAAGCUGUUUGACCCUCUACUGCAUGUAGUGUGUCUCAUCUGGGCUAAUUCACAGUAUUACAACACACCAGCCAGGAUCAUUAUUCUCCUCCAAGAGAUCUGCAAUAUGCUCAUUGAAAAUUGUCGCAACUUCCUGGAGCCCACAGAAAUCUUCAAAGGAGAACUGGAAGAGGUGAUCGUCAAGGUGAAUGGUGCUGUAAAUAUCCUCAAUGCUUUCCGCAAAUCUUAUGAGGAGCACCGUGCCAACAUCAAGGACUACUUCAAGGAAGGUGAACCAAAAGAAUGGGAAUUUGCCCCUCAACUUGUCUUUGCCAGAUUUGACAAGUUCGUAGAGAAGGUGGAAACUGUCAGAGAUCUGUUUGAGACUGCCAUAGAGUUCAUGAAGCUGGAGAAGGUUGAGCUUGGUGGUAUAAAGGGCAAGAUGCUCAGUUCUCAGGUGGUCCAAAUAUUUGAUGAAUUCAAUGAGCUCUACAAAGUGUUCACUGAAGUGACAUAUGACUGCUUAGAUAAUGAUGAUGAGGAGUUCACCUCUGACUAUGAGACAUUCCGUCGCUCCACAGAAGACCUGGACAGACGUCUAGGGGCCAUUAUCUGCCAAGGCUUUGAGGACUGCUGUGGUCUUGAGUCCUCAUUCAAAUUGAUCGACAUCUUUGGGUCACUGCUUGAGCGACAGUUGAUCAAAGAAGACUUUGACAAGUCUUACCCACAACUUAUAACUAUGAUGGAUAAUGAGCUAGACACUGCUAAGGCCAUAUAUGAUAAGCAGAUGGUGAUGCUGAACUCAACAGGCCAGCCUCCCAUUCACAAGAACAUGCCUAAGAUAUCUGGUGGCAUGAAGUGGGCUGCUGAGCUACGAGAGAGGGUGACAGUCCCCAUGAGUCAACUCAAGCAUGUAGAACACCCAUGUAUGGAGGGUGAGGAGGCUCGACUUUUGAUGAUCAAAUAUGAGGAAUUCUUGGAGCUCCUACAGAAGUAUGAGAAGCAGUGCUACAAUGAAUGGGUAGCUGGAGUGGAUGAGGCAUGCUCAUUCAAUCUUGCUCAGCCACUUCUACAGCGUAAUGAAGAGACAAAACUCAUCUGUCACAACUUUGAUCCUCAGCUGGUUGCCGUGCUCCGUGAGGUAAAAUACAUGGAGAUCCGCAUUGCGGAGGUUGAAGAUUCUGAUGAGAUCCCUCCCUCUGCUAGCAACGUAUACAAAGAGAACGACACAUUCAGGAACUAUGUAAACAACCUUGAUCUGAUAGUGAAGCGGUACAACAAGGUCCGAGAGACUGUCCUUGAAGUGGAGUUCCCACUCAUUGAGACACAAAUGGAGGAGAUUGAUGCCCAGUUACUCAAAGCAGAGAAAGAUCUCAACUGGAAUGAUGACAGUGUAUGGGAAUAUAUCCAAGAAACCAGAGAGCAGGUACGAGAUCUUGAGUCUCGGGUACAGAAGGCCAAGGAUAACGUAGAGAACAUUCAGAAGAUUAUGGCAACAUGGAGCAAGGAUCCAUUGUUUGUCCGAAAGGUUGAUAAACAAGUGGAGUCACUACUCCAUCUAGAGGAUCGAGAAAAUGUUUGUAAUAAGAGAUACGCUGAGGUGAAAGAAUUGGGCGAUAAGAUUCACAAUUUACUCAAGGAAAACCUGGAAUUUUUCAAAGCGGAUGCAGAGACAGAUAUCUGGAAGGCCUAUGUGGAUUAUGUUGAUGAGAUGAUCGUUGAUGGUUUCUUCAACACCAUACACUGCAGCUUGAACUUCCUUCUUGAUAACACAGACCUCAACAAGGGUGGCCUCACUCCACUCUUUGAGGCUAAGCUCAAUCUUGAGGCUCCUGAGAUGGUUUUCAAGCCAUCACUGGAUUAUGGUGUUGCUGAUGGCUUUUAUGAUCUUGUGGAUGGUCUUGUUGGUGAUAUCUAUAAGCAAGCAUCCCUCAUUGAAAGACUGGCCAGUCACAGUGGACAGAGUCACUAUCAGCCUGACCUUGAAGACAUGGAAGAACUAUCUGAGAUGCGCCAAGAACUGAUGGACAAGGUCCAGAAUGUAAUGAACAAAGCUUGUGAGUAUCGCAACUCAUUUGACAGUUACGCCUAUCUCUGGGUGGAUGAUCGCAAUGAGUUCAUGCGUCAGUUCCUUCUCUACAACCAUGUGUUAACCACAGAGGAGAUUGAAGCACACGCUGAGGAUGGCGUUCCAGAGAGUCCACCAACCUUGGAACAGUUCAAAGAACAGGUUGAUACAUAUGAGAAGAUCUAUGAGGAGGUCGACCAGUUUGAAAGUACCCAUACAUUUGAUAAAUGGUUCCGUGUGGACUCCAAGGGCUUCAAGGCCAGUCUCAUCAACAUUAUCAGACGCUGGGGCUACAUGUUCAAGCAGCACUUGGUUGAUCAUGUUACCAACAGUUUGAAUGACCUCCAAGAGUUCAUCAAGGUGACAGAUGCUGGUUUGACCACUCCUGUAGAAGAGGGAGACUAUGACGGUCUUGUAGGAACUAUGGGUUAUCUAAUGGCUGUCAAAGAACGUCAAGCUUCAACUGAUGAGAUGUUUGAACCAUUGAAACAGACCAUUGAGCUUUUGAGACAAUACGAACAGGAGCUUCCUGAUGAUGUCCAUCAACAGCUUCAAGAGCUACCCGAACAAUGGAACAACACAAAGAAGAUACACAUCACAGUCAAACAACAGGUGGCACCACUACAGGCUAAUGAAGUGAACAAUAUUCGCCGUAAAUGCGCCUCAUUUGAUGUUCAACAACAUGAAUAUCGCGAGAAAUUCCGCAAGAUUAGUGCAUUCCAAUACUCCUGUGAAACUCCGUAUGAUGAGCUAGAUGUCCAGCAUCUUAUUCUGCUUGGCAUGGAGAAAGAAAUGGCGGCCCUCUUAGAAUCAGCUAGUCUGUUUGAGGUCAAUGUGCCUGACUACAAAGCAAUCAAACAAUGCAGGCGGGAAGCACGUCUUCUCAAGUCCCUCUGGGAUUACGUCUUCAUUGUACGCUCAAGUAUUGAAGAUUGGGAAAAGACCCCUUGGCUGGAAAUCAAUGUAGAACAGAUGGAAAUGGACUGCAAGAAGUUUGCUAAGGACAUCAGGAGUCUGGAUAAGGAGAUGAGGGCAUGGGACUCCUACUCAGGGGUAGAGAACCAAGUGAAGAAUAUGUUGACAUCUUUGAGAGCUGUCAGUGAACUACAGAACCCUGCCAUUAGAGAUAGACAUUGGAUGCAGCUUAUGCAGGCCACAGGGGUGAAAUUCACUAUGGAUGAGAGCACAACAUUGAAAGAUCUUAUGUCACUGAACUUGCACGAGUAUGAAGACACGGUGCAUGACAUUGUGGAUAAGGCAGUUAAAGAAAUGUCCAUGGAGAAGGUCCUUAAGGAACUUGAUGUUACAUGGUCCACAAUGGAGUUUGAACAUGAUAAGCAUCCACGUACACAGAUCACAAUGCUGCGUGCAAGUGAAGAGGCCAUAGAGACACUAGAAGAUAACCAGGUGCAACUCCAAAACAUGUUGACUUCCAAAUAUAUUGCUCACUUCCUUGAAGAAGUAUCCACAUGGCAGAAGAAACUCUCUACAGCUGACUCUGUCAUCACCAUAUGGUUUGAGGUUCAGCGUACUUGGUCCCAUUUGGAGAGUAUCUUCAUUGGCUCUGAGGAUAUCCGUAACCAACUCCCCGAGGACUCCAAGCGUUUCGAUAGUCUUGAUACCGACUUCAAAGAGCUGGUGGCUGAUGUUGAAGGCACUUUGAAUAUUGUUGAGGCAACUGGGAAACCAAACCUCUAUGAGAGAUUGGAAGCCCUUCAGGGAGAUCUAGCCCUCUGUGAGAAGGCCCUGGCUGAGUAUCUUGAGACCAAACGUCUUGCAUUCCCCAGAUUCUACUUUGUGUCAUCAGCUGAUUUGCUGGAUAUCCUCUCUAAUGGUAAUGAUCCUACCAUUGUAGCUAAACAUCUCACAAAGCUGUUUGAUAGUAUGGCUGAUUUGAAGUUUGUACAGGAUGAUAACAAUGAGAACACAAAGACCGCUCUAGGUAUGUACAGUAAGGAUGGAGAAUAUGUGGACUUCCCUCAUGAAUGCGACUGCAAUGGCCAAGUUGAAGUAUGGCUUAACAGGAUCCUGGAUAUCCAAAAGGAGACCAUCUGUCAUGAGAUGAAUGAAGCUGUUGUAACUUAUGAGGAGAAGCCUCGUGAUCAGUGGUUGUUUGACUUCCCUGCUCAGGUUGCCCUUUGCGGAACACAGAUUUGGUGGACUACAGAGGUGAACAUUGCCUUUGGGAGACUAGAGGAAGGCUAUGAGAAUGCAUUGAAGGAUUACAGCAAAAAACAGAUUGCUCAACUGAAUGCCCUGAUCAACAUGUUGGUGGGAAAGCUCAGUAGUGGUGACCGUCAAAAGAUUAUGACAAUCUGUACCAUUGAUGUCCAUGCUCGUGAUGUCAUCACAAAAAUGAUUGCACAGAAGGUCGACAAUUCCCAAGCUUUCAUGUGGCUCUCACAGUUACGUCAUCGUUGGUGUGAAACCAAGAAGGAUUGCUUUGCUAAUAUCUGUGAUGCUGAGUUCCGUUACUCCCAUGAGUACUUGGGAAAUACCCCACGUCUUGUGAUUACACCAUUGACUGACAGAUGCUAUAUCACACUGACACAGUCUCUCCAUCUUGUAAUGAGUGGUGCACCUGCUGGACCUGCUGGAACAGGCAAAACAGAAACAACCAAAGAUCUUGGACGUGCUCUGGGUAUCAUGGUGUAUGUGUUCAACUGCUCUGAACAGAUGGACUACAAGUCUAUUGGUAACAUUUACAAAGGCCUGGCUCAAUCUGGUGCAUGGGGUUGUUUUGAUGAGUUUAAUAGAAUCUCCGUUGAGGUGCUCUCUGUCGUCGCUGUCCAAGUGAAGUCAAUCCAAGAUGCCAUCAAGGACAAGAAACAACGAUUCAACUUCCUAGGAGAGGAGAUAUCCCUGACACCAACUGUCGGGAUCUUCAUCACAAUGAACCCUGGGUAUGCUGGGAGGACAGAGCUUCCCGAAAACUUGAAGGCACUGUUCCGACCAUGUGCUAUGGUGGUACCCGAUUUUGAACUGAUUUGCGAAAUCAUGUUGGUAGCUGAGGGCUUCAUAGAAGCUAGACUCUUGGCUAGGAAGUUCAUCACCCUGUAUACACUAUGUAAAGAGUUGUUAUCCAAGCAGGACCAUUACGAUUGGGGGCUGAGAGCCAUUAAAUCUGUACUCGUAGUGGCUGGUGCCUUGAAACGUAGCGACCCUGACCGUGCUGAGGAUCAAGUACUCAUGAGAGCUCUCCGUGAUUUCAACGUUCCAAAGAUUGUUACAGAUGAUAUGCCUAUCUUCAUGGGUCUCAUCGGUGAUCUUUUCCCUGCCCUUGAUGUGCCUCGUAAACGUGAUCUGGACAUGGAAAAACAAAUCAAACAGGCUACAAUGGACCUGCAGCUCCAACCUGAAGAUGGCUUCAUUCUCAAGAUUGUACAAUUAGAAGAGCUGUUUGCUGUGCGUCACUCUGUGUUCAUCAUUGGCAAUGCUGGUACAGGCAAGUCCAUGGUGUGGAAGACACUGCACAAGACAUACACCAACAUGAAGAAGAAACCCAUUGCUCAGGACCUUAAUCCAAAGGCUGUCACCAAUGAUGAGCUGUUUGGAAUCAUCAAUCCAGCAACAAGAGAAUGGAAAGAUGGUCUUUUCUCUGUGAUUAUGCGAGAUCUUGCUAACCUCAGCGGUGAUGGACCUAAGUGGAUUGUACUUGAUGGUGACAUAGAUCCUAUGUGGAUUGAAUCCCUCAAUACUGUCAUGGAUGACAACAAAGUGUUGACUCUGGCCAGUAACGAAAGAAUCCCCCUAACACCUAGCAUGAGACUUUUGUUUGAAAUCAGCCAUCUGAAGACAGCCACUCCUGCCACUGUCUCUAGGGCUGGUAUAUUGUUCAUCAAUCCUGCUGAUCUUGGGUGGAAUCCGUUUGUCAACAGUUGGAUUGAGACAAGAGAGGUCCAAUCAGAGAAGGCCAACUUGACGAUCCUCUUUGACAAAUAUAUUCCUACCUGUUUGGAGACUAUGCGUACACGUUUCAAGAAGAUCACCCCAAUAGCAGAGGUCAGCCACAUGCAGAUGUUGUGCUACCUGCUUGAAGUGACUCUAGUCCCAGAGAACACACCUGCUGAUUGCUCAAAGGAACUUUAUGAGCUUUACUUUGUGUUCUGUCUCGUCUGGGCCUUUGGAGGCUGCAUGUUCCAGGAUCAGUUGGUCGACUAUCGUGUAGAAUUCACCAAGUGGUGGAUUACAGAAUUCAAGACAGUUAAGUUCCCCAGCACUGGAACAGUGUUCGACUACUUCAUUGACCCAGAAACCAAGAAGUUUGAGCCAUGGACCAAGAAGGUGCCAUCAUUUGAGCUAGACCCAGAUUUGCCCCUACAGGCUGCUCUUGUACCUACAGCUGAGACCACUAGGGUGCGCUACUUCAUGGAUCUUUUGGUACAGAAGAAGAGACCUGUCAUGUUGGUCGGAAAUGCAGGUACUGGUAAAACUGUGUCAAUCCAAGAAAAACUGCUGAAUCUCUCUGAUGACUGGAUGGUUGCUAAUGUACCAUUCAACUUCUAUACAACAUCUGAGAUGUUACAGAAUAUUCUGGAAAAACCACUGGAGAAGAAAGCUGGAAGAAAUUAUGGGCCACCUGGUAGUAGACGUCUCAUCUACUUCAUUGAUGAUAUGAACAUGCCUGAGGUGGAUACCUAUUUCACAGUGCAGCCCCACACACUGAUUAGACAGCACAUUGACUACAGCCAUUGGUAUGACCGUACCAAGCUCACAUUGAAAGAAAUCCAUAACACCCAGUACGUUGCGUGCAUGAACCCCACUGCUGGUAGUUUCACUAUCAAUCCACGUCUGCAGAGGCAUUUCUCCGUGUUUGCCGUCAGUUUCCCAGGAUUAGAUGCCCUGAAUACCAUUUACAGUACAAUCUUGUCACAGCAUCUACAGUUUAACUCAUUCCCAGGGGCAUUGGUCAAGUUUGCACCAUCCCUAGCUGCAGGGGCUCUUGCACUUCACACAAAGAUCAACAGUACCUUCCUACCCACAGCCAUCAAGUUCCACUACGUCUUCAAUCUUAGAGAUCUCUCUAAUGUUUUCCAAGGUCUGCUUUAUUCCACACCAGAUUGUUUAAAGACCAACGUUGACCUGGUCAGACUACUUAUGCAUGAAACGGACCGUGUCUACUGUGACAAGCUAACUGAUGAGCAAGAUAUUGAGACAUUUAAUAAAAUGCAGAAAGAUAUCGUAAAGAAGAACUUUGAGGACCUACCCGAAGAGCAAUUGUUUGAAAAGCCAAACCUCUACUGCCACUUCAGUAGUGGUAUUGGUGAUCCCAAAUACAUGCCUGUUGAGGGCUGGCCAUCCAUCACAAAGAUCCUCACUGAUGCCUUGGACAGCUACAACGAGCUGAAUGCUGCCAUGAAUCUCGUGCUCUUUGAAGAUGCCAUCCAACACAUUUUGAGAAUCAAUCGUAUUCUGGAGUCCCCUCGUGGUAAUGCUUUACUCGUGGGUGUCGGUGGUAGUGGAAAACAGAGUUUAUCUCGUUUGGCUGCCUAUAUAAGCAGUUUAGAGGUGUUCCAGAUUACUCUACGUAAGGGAUAUGCUAUCCCUGAUCUGAAGAUUGACCUUGGAGCAUUGUACAUGAAAGCUGGUGUCAAGAAUAUUGGCAUUGUUUUCCUUAUGACAGAUGCCCAAGUGGCUGAUGAGAAGUUCCUCGUAUUGGUUAAUGAUUUACUAGCAUCAGGUGAAAUUCCAAAUCUGUUCGCAGAUGAUGAAAUUGAGAAUAUUAUUGGGGCCGUCAGAAAUGAAGUAAAGAGCCAGGGUAUGGAGGAUUCAAGAGAAAACUGUUGGAGAUUUUUCAUUGAUCGGGUGCGUCGAUUGCUGAAGGUGGUCCUGUGCUUCUCCCCUGUAGGAAACACCCUUAGAGUGAGAGGUCGUAAAUUCCCCGCUAUUACAAACUGUACAAGUAUCGACUGGUUCCACGAAUGGCCCCAACAGGCCCUGAUAUCCGUAUCAGAGAGAUUCUUGGGUGAAAAUGAGCUCCUGCCUGAAAAUAUGAAGGACUCUAUAGCUAAAUUCUUAUCAUACGUGCAUACAUCUGUAAAUGAGAUCAGUUCCAAAUAUCUGGCCAAUGAACGACGUUACAACUACACGACACCCAAGAGUUUCCUGGAGCAGAUUAAUUUCUAUCAGAACCUGAUGAAGACAAAGUCAACGGAACUACAAGGGAUGAAAAUGCGUUUAGAGAAUGGUCUUGAGAAACUUAGGAACACAGCUGGUCAGGUGGAUGAUCUAAAAUCCAAGCUGGCUGCUCAGGAAGUGGAACUAGCCCAAAAGAAUCAAGAUGCCAAUGAACUGAUUGAAGUUGUUGGUGCUGAGACAGAAAAGGUCUCUAAGGAGAAGGCUAUUGCUGAUGCUGAAGAGGAGAAAGUUAACAAGAUUAAUGAAGAGGUUACAAAGAAGGCCGCUGAUUGUGAGAGAGAUCUUGCAAAAGCUGAACCAGCUUUGAUUGCCGCUCAGGCUGCUUUGGAUACGCUGAAUAAGGGUAACUUGACAGAGUUGAAGUCAUUUGGAUCACCCCCAGCUGCUGUUGUCAAUGUAACAGCAGCUGUCAUGGUUCUCAUGGCACCAGGAGGCAAAAUCCCCAAAGAUAGGAGCUGGAAAGCAGCUAAAGUAGCUAUGGGCAAGGUGGAUCUCUUCCUUGAGAACCUCAUCAACUACGACAAGGAGAAUAUCCAUGAUAACUGUCUAAAAGCCAUCAAGCCCUAUUUGGCAGACCCCGAAUUUGAGCCAGAAUUCAUCCGAGCUAAAUCCAAUGCUGCUGCUGGUCUCUGUGCUUGGGUUAUCAACAUCUGUAAGUUCUACGAAGUGUAUUGUGAGGUAGAACCUAAACGUCUGGCUCUGGAACAGGCUAAUUCUGACCUUAAAGCUGCCCAAGACAAGCUAGCAGUCAUCCAGGCUAAAAUUACAUCCCUCAUGGAAGCUUUGGGUAAACUGACGGCUGAGUUUGAAAAAGCAACUAAUGAGAAGCUGAGGUGUCAACAGGAAGCUGAUGCAACCAAUCAAACAAUCUCUUUGGCUAACAGACUUGUAGGUGGACUGGCUUCUGAAAAUGUACGUUGGGCAGAGUCAGUAGAAGGCUUCAAGAAACAAGAAGAUAUGUUGCCAGGUGAUGUAUUGCUGACAACGGCGUUUGUGUCAUAUGUUGGUUGCUUCACCAAACAAUAUCGUAUGGAAUUAAUGGAUGAAAAAUGGUUGCCAUACUUGAAGGAACUUGGUAAUAUCCCAAUCACUGAGGGACUCGAUCCACUGAGCAUGUUAACUGAUGCAGCUGAUAUUGCAUCCUGGAACAAUGAGGGACUCCCUAGUGAUCGAAUGUCAAUAGAAAAUGCAACCAUCUUAACAAACUGUGAGCGAUGGCCAUUGAUGAUUGAUCCCCAGUUGCAGGGUAUCAAAUGGAUCAAGACAAGGUAUGCAGACAACCUAAGAGUGGUACGUCUAGGACAGAGAGGCUAUUUGGACACUAUUGAAAAUGCUGUCAGUUCAGGAGAUACUGUCCUUAUUGAGAAUAUUGAGGAGGAAAUGGACCCUGUCCUUGAUCCUUUACUUGGAAGGAACACCAUAAAGAAAGGCAGAGCCAUCAAGAUGGGUGACAAAGAUGUAGAAUACAAUCCAAAGUUCCGUCUUAUUUUGCAAACAAAGUUAGCCAAUCCUCAUUACAAACCUGAGAUGCAAGCCCAAGCUACUCUUAUCAACUUCACUGUGACAAGGGAUGGUUUAGAAGACCAGCUUUUGGCUGCUGUAGUCAACAAAGAAAGACCUGAUUUAGAGAAACUAAAAUCUGAAUUGACUAGACAACAGAACCAGUUUAAGAUUACUCUCAAAGAACUUGAGGAUAACUUGUUGGCAAGAUUGUCUGCAGCUGGAGGCAACUUCCUUGGAGACACUGCCCUCGUUGAAAACCUUGAGACAACUAAGAGAACAGCCCAAGAGAUUGAGGUUAAGGUAGAAGAGGCCAAGAUCACAGAAGUUAAGAUCAAUGAAGCUCGGGAGGAGUACCGUCCAGCAGGUGCUAGAGGCUCUCUCUUGUACUUCAUCCUGAAUGAUCUCAACAAAAUCAGUCCUAUGUACCAGUUCUCUCUUGUUGCAUUCAGUGUUGUUUUUGAAAAGGCCAUUGAGAAUUCUGUCGAGGCUGAAGAUACAAAAACUAGAGUUUUGAAUCUCAUUGACUGCAUAACAUUCUCUGUGUUCAUCUACACCUCUCGAGGUUUGUUUGAGAAAGACAAACUCAUCUUCACAUCACAGAUGUGCUUCCUCAUUAUGCUAAUGAACAAAGACAUUGUACCAUCAGAGCUCGACUUUCUGUUACGUUUCCCUAUCCACGUGAAUGUCACAAGUCCUGUUGAUUUCCUCAGUAAUCCAGGUUGGGGAGGCAUUAAAGCUCUAUCUGCAAUAGAAGAAUACAGAAACUUAGAUAGGGAUAUUGAGGGAUCAGCGAAACGCUGGAAGAAGUUUGUAGAAAGUGAAUGUCCAGAAAAAGAAAAAUUCCCCCAAGAAUGGAAGAAUAAAACUAGUCUGCAGAAACUCUGUAUGAUGCGUGCAUUGCGACCUGAUCGUAUGUCAUACGCUGUCACUAACUUCGUUGAAGAGAAAAUGGGCACGAAAUACACAGAAGGUCGUAGUGUUGAAUUCGCUAAAUCAUACUCAGAAUCUGGUCCAGCGACCCCUAUAUUCUUCAUCCUGUCUCCCGGAGUGGACCCCUUAAAGGAUGUGGAGGCCCUUGGCAAGCAGAUGGGCUUCUCGUUUGAUAAUAACAACUUCCAUAAUAUUUCCCUGGGACAAGGACAGGAGAUUGUAGCUGAGCAGGCCAUGGAUCUUGGAGCAAAGGAGGGACACUGGGUCAUUCUACAGAAUGUUCAUCUUGUGGCAAAAUGGCUUGGUACAUUGGAGAAGAAGAUUGAGGAAUACAGCCAGGAGAGUCACCCUGACUAUCGUGUGUACAUUAGUGCAGAGCCUGCUGCUUCUGCAGAGUACCAUAUUAUCCCUCAGGGUAUCCUAGAGUCAGCCAUUAAGAUCACCAAUGAGCCCCCUACAGGCAUGCAGGCCAACUUACACAAAGCUUUUGAUAACUUCAAUCAGGACACUCUAGAGAUGUGUGCUCGUGAGGCUGAGUUCAAGAGUAUUUUGUUCGCACUGUGUUACUUCCAUGCUGUUGUGUGUGAGCGCAGGAAGUUCGGACCACAGGGCUGGAACAGGGUCUACCCAUACAACACUGGAGAUCUUACUAUAAGCUGCAAUGUGCUCUAUAACUACCUUGAGGCCAACGCUAAGGUACCAUGGGAGGAUCUGAGAUACCUGUUUGGGGAGAUUAUGUACGGUGGUCACAUUACUGACGAUUGGGACAGAAGACUAUGUAGGACGUACCUAGAGGAAUACAUGCACCCUGACAUGUUAGAUGGUGAACUCUACCUCGCCCCUGGCUUCCCAAUCCCUCCCAACUCAGACUACAAGGCUUACCAUAAUUACAUAGAUGAGUGUAUACCUCCUGAGAGUCCAUACCUGUAUGGUCUCCAUCCAAAUGCUGAGAUUGAGUUCUUGACAACUAAGUCUGAUCUCCUGUUCAAGACUGUACUUGAGAUGCAGCCUAGAGAUGCAGCAGCGUCUGGUGGCGGUGGUGCCAGUAGGGAAGAAAAGAUCAAGGCAAUUUUGGAUGACAUUGUUGAAAAGAUGCCUGAUGAGUUCAACAUGCUGGAUAUUAUGGGCAAGGUUCCCCUGGAAGAGAGGACUCCUUACGUUGUGGUUGCUUUCCAAGAGUGCGAGAGGAUGAAUGGAUUGACCAAUGAGAUGAGACGAUCCCUGAAGGAGUUGGAUCUCGGACUCAAGGGUGAGCUUACGAUCACUAGUGACAUGGAAGACCUUGGUAAUGCCCUUUUCCUGGAUAGAGUCCCUGAGUCAUGGGCCAAACGUGCCUAUCCCUCUCUCUAUCCCCUGGGCUUGUGGUAUGGAGAUCUCCUCCAGAGAGUAAAGCAGCUUGAGUCUUGGACAUCCGACUUCCAACUCCCAGCAGCUGUGUGGCUAGCAGGAUUUUUCAACCCUCAGUCAUUCUUGACGGCAAUUAUGCAACAGAUGGCUCGUAAAAAUGAAUGGCCACUCGAUAAAAUGUGCCUGUCGUGUGAUGUCACUAAGAAGACUAAAGAAGACAUGGGUGGACCACCAAGAGAGGGGGCAUAUGUACAUGGACUAUUUAUGGAGGGUGCCCGUUGGGAUCCACAGAUCAAUAUGAUCGGGGAGGCAAGACUGAAGGAACUUGCACCCCCAAUGCCAGUGAUUUUCAUCAAGGCUAUCCCAGUAGAUCGCCAGGACAAUAGAAACAUGUAUGAAUGCCCUGUGUAUAAAACCAAACAGAGAGGACCUACAUUUGUAUGGACCUUUAACCUGAAGACCAGGGAAAAGCCUGCUAGGUGGACACUCGGUGGUGUGGCAUUGCUGCUUCAAGUAUAGACAGCAACUCUUGUUGCAACAUUUUAAGACUCAAUAGGAAAUAAUAUGGACACAACACUACAUCCACUAUUCAAUAAUUGGCCUUAGCAUAAAAAUCACAUUUUGAAGAAUUCAUAAAUGGGAUAUUUUAAAAAUUGUACAAUGAGAUGUACAAUGGUGUUGCACAAAAAUAUUAAGAAUUAGUCAUCUUCUCAAAAUGACUUAGGUAAUAAAUAAUGCUCAAUUUAUUUUACAAGACAAUAAAAUACAUUCUAUUAUAGCAUUCCAACUGAAAUCCAUAAUCCGUCCAGAGGUUUAUAAUAUUACUUAUUCAAAUUAUUUACAAAAACUGUUUUACAUUAUGUAUAUAUGUUCAAUAUUUUGUUAAAAGAUAUUUGUUGAAUGCAUUGAAUUAUAAUCAAAUUAUUGAAAUGUUAUUUCUUUUGGAAAUGAACAGGAUACAUGUACCAGAAUUUUUGCAUUUAUUAACUGUAUACAGUUUGUAUCGAUUCAGAUUGGUUUAUUUAUGGUUCUGUAUCCAAUGAAGAAUAAAUACAAUUUUAUCAA